Molecule: messenger RNA, 2538 nt
Organism: Fusarium oxysporum Fo47
Lineage: Eukaryota; Fungi; Ascomycota; Sordariomycetes; Hypocreales; Nectriaceae
Product: NADP-dependent oxidoreductase domain-containing protein
Exons: 11
Coding region: 1-2538 (845 amino acids)
Molecular function (GO): oxidoreductase activity, acting on NAD(P)H as acceptor
Source: RefSeq, a predicted model, not a curated record
AUGAGAAUCCAAGCCACCGCGGAAACCAACUCACACAAUGCGAGGAACUGGGUUCCUCUGCUAGAUGAGCCCGCAUUCAAGCCCCGAAACAUACACAUUAUUUGUGUUGGGGCCGGCUUUUCAGGCCUCAUGUUAGCUUACGAAGCCAAGUACAACGAAUCGCUCCAAGGGUUCAUUGAUCUGACUAUCUAUGACAAGAACCACGAUGUUGGUGGAACGUGGCUUGUUAAUCGAUAUCCUGGUGUGGCAUGUGAUGUUCCAGCGCACAUUUACACUUUUCCAUUUGAGCCAAACCCUGAUUGGUCCAGUUUCUAUGCUUCAGGGCCAGAAAUAUGGGCUUAUAUCAAGAGAACGUCCGACAAGUAUGGUUUAGCUGAAAAUGUCAGGUUUCAGUCUAAAGUGACAGAGGCGAUCUGGAAUGAGGCUGCAGGUAAAUGGAAUCUAAAGGUCUUUCAAGAUGGCGAGGAAAAGGAGGACGAAUGUGAUAUAUUGAUUGACGGGUCGGGGUUCCUCAAGAACUCUUCUAUCAAUGUGGCUGGCAAAAGGGUUGCAGUCAUCGGAAACGGGUCAUCAGGUGUUCAAGUCCUUCCGCAUCUGCAAAAGACUGCUGCUCAACUGACAACCUAUGUUCGUACGCCUACAUGGAUAUUUGCCAACUACGCGUCUGAGCUUACAAAAGACGGGACAAAUUUUGCCUUUACAGAAGAGAAAAAGAAGAAAUUUCGAGAAAAUCCCGCCUCGCUCUGGAAGUUUCGUAAGGAGAUUGAGAACAGCCAAGACAACUUCUGGAACGUCUUCUUCAAAGACACAGCCGCUCAGAAAGCCGCACUCGAGAAUGCAUACAACCGUAUGCGGGAACGUCUAGGCAAUGACGAAGAGCUCUGCGAAAAGCUAAUCCCAGAUUACGAAUACGGAUGUCGACGCCCAACACCAGGCGACGGUUACCUUGAAGCUCUGCGCCAGGAGAACACGCGUGUCACUUUUGAUCCAAUCGUUCAGAUCACCGAGUCAGGGAUUCAAACUACACAAGACCAUACUGACUUUGACAUUAUCGUCUGCGCGACCGGGUUCGAUGCUAGUUUCCGCCGCUCGUGGACUGUGCAGGGGCGGAAUGGUUAUCAGCUGCAUGAAGCGUGGGGGGAGUCGCCGGAAGCGUAUUUUGGGGUUGCAACGGCGAAUAUGCCGAAUUAUUUUAUCUUCAUUGGACCGAAUAGUCCAGUGGGUCAUGGAUCGCUUCUUGAUAUUUGUGUGAAGCAGCAGGCAUUGGAUGAUUACAACGUCUACCUGCAAGAGCUCCUCAAACGAAUGGUGUGGACUGGAUCAUGCAGAAGUUGGUACAAGAACCGUAAGAAAGAGGGACAUGUUACCGCUGUAUACGGUGGAAGCCGGCAUCAUUUUCGAGAAAUUCUUGAAACAUUUAGGGCGGAGGACUUUGAUAUUGAGUAUAGAUCAGUUAACAGAUUCCGUUUCAUGGGUAGUGGGAGAACUUUGCGGGAGUCAAGAGGAGAGUACUACGUGCUAAAACGCGUGCACAAUCCUUCUCGGCCUUCCGGUCCCACGGAUUAUGAUAUGUCACUCCUGGAGGAGAAACCACGAGAAGCUACCCAGCGCCAACUAAACAUCGACGACUACACUAUGAAUUCCACCAAUACUGCUUCAGCUAUACCCGCCAUGAAGCUGAACGAUGGAAACGAGAUCCCAAUGAUAGCGUACGGUCUAGGAACUGCAAACUUCAAGAAGGGAGGAAGAACAGAUUACGACGAAAACGCGUUCAACUGCGCCCUGACUGCUAUAAAUAGUGGUUUUUAUCACCUCGAUGGAGCUUCAGCGUACGGGAACGAGGAAGAACUCGGUGCAGCUAUCAGAGCAUCCAGCGUGCCACGAGAGAAGCUCUAUGUUGUCACCAAGCUCAACGGCUGGAAGAAGCAAGACGUACAGAACGCUUUUGAUACCUCGAUGAAGAAACUUGGGCUUGAUUAUGUGGACUUGUAUCUCAUCCAUGCACCGUUCUUCGCGGAGAAGGCUGAAGAUUUACAGGAAGCUUGGGCCACCCUUGAAGCCAUCAAAGGGUCUGGACGUGCUAAAUCCAUUGGUGUGUCUAACUUCAUACAGGAGCACCUUGAGAUCAUCCUUGCCACAGCUAAAAUCACACCAGCCAUCAACCAAAUCGAAUCCCACCCCUAUCUACAGCACGGUAACCUUGUAGAGUACCAUCACAAGAACAACAUAGCUUUAUCGGCCUAUGCGCCGUUAACAGCUAUUAUCCGCGCUAGACCGGGUCCUGUAGAUGCCCUUUAUGCGAACCUGGCCAGUAUAUAUGGUGUUACGGAGGGGGACAUUGCGUUGCGUUGGUGUAUUGAUCAAAAUAUCGUGGCUAUCACGACGAGCUCGAGUGAGGAGAGGUUGAGGAGCUAUAUGGCGAAUGUGUGGAGUUUUAAGCUAGCUUCUGAGGAAAUUGAAGGUAUCUCGAUGCUGGGGAAGCAGAAGCACUUUAGGGCAUUUCAGAAUCAGUGGAUUGCAGAGGGUGACUGGCGAUAG